Perognathus longimembris pacificus (Pacific pocket mouse) is the source of this 1718-nucleotide messenger RNA. RefSeq names its product Era like 12S mitochondrial rRNA chaperone 1 (gene Eral1). Gene Ontology annotation, cellular component: mitochondrial matrix. Gene Ontology annotation, biological process: ribosomal small subunit assembly. The record is from RefSeq and is a predicted model, not a curated record. Lineage: Eukaryota; Metazoa; Chordata; Mammalia; Rodentia; Heteromyidae. The transcript has 10 exons. Gene Ontology annotation, molecular function: GTP binding; ribosomal small subunit binding; rRNA binding. The coding region runs from base 21 to 1340 and encodes 439 amino acids.
CAAGGUGCUUUGCUGCCGGAAUGGCUGCCUCCAGCCGAUGGGGGCUUGGGCUGUUUCGGGGGGUCGUAGGGGUCUGGAAACAGGGUCCCGACUCCGUGAGGGAAUGGGUGGCCCCGAUCCGCCCCCUUCUAGGCUGUCAGAGGAGGUGCGUGUCUUGUGUUGUGGGCACUACUUUCUCCGGUCCCCGCCUGGCUCCUGCCUCUCGCCGUUUUGGCCAAGGCUCAGCCCUCGACCGCCUCCUCGGAAUCCCCCAGCCUGAUAGCUCACGGAUUCCUCGUGUCCCAGCCGUGUCGAUGAGCAAAGAUGAGCAGGAUCAACUCUUGGUUCAUUCCCCUAACAUGCCUGAGAACUCCCGGGUCCUACGAGUGGUCAUCCUGGGAGCCCCAAAUGCAGGGAAGUCAACGCUCUCCAACCAGCUGCUGGGCAGAAAAGUAUUCCCUGUGUCCAAGAAAGUUCACACCACUCGCUGCCAAGCUCUGGGGGUCAUCACAGAGAAAGAGGCUCAGGUGAUUCUACUUGACACACCUGGCAUCAUCAGUCCUGUUAAAAAGAAGAGGCACCAUCUGGAGAGCUCUUUGUUGGAAGACCCAUGGAAGAGCAUGGAAUCUGCUGAUCUUGUUGUAGUUCUUGUGGAUGUUUCAGAUAAGUGGACUCGGAAUCAGCUCAACCGCCAGGUGCUCCGAUGCCUGACCCAGUUCUCCCAGGUCCCCAGUGUCCUUGUCUUGAACAAGGUAGAUUGCCUGAAGCAGAAGUCAGUUCUCCUGGAGCUCACAGCAGCCCUCACUGAGGGAGUAGUCAACGGCAAGAAGCUCAAUAUGAGGCAGGCCUUCCGCUCAUAUCCUGGCACCCAUUGCCCCAGCCCAGCUGCUAAGGACUUGGACUCAAACACACAGUCUGUGGGAGAGACAGAGAGGAUUGGCUGGCCCCAUUUCCAGGAGAUCUUCAUGUUGUCAGCCCUAAGCCAGGAGGAUGUGAACAUACUAAAGCAAUACCUCUUGGCACAGGCCCAGCCAGGGCCCUGGGAGUUCCAUAGUGAAGUCCUCACUAGCCAGACACCUGAAGAGAUCUGUGUCAACAAAAUCCGAGAGAAACUCCUAGAGUACCUACCAGAGGAGGUGCCCUAUGGUGUGCAACAGAAGACAGUGUUAUGGGAGGAAGGACCGAAUGGGGAGCUGUUGAUCCAACAGAACCUUCUGGUACCCAAAGAAUCUCAUAUGAGAAUCCUAAUUGGUAAAAAGGGCCAAGUGAUCUCCCAGAUUGCACAGGAGGUUAGCUGGGACCUCAUGGACAUCUUCCUCUGUGACGUUCGCAUCAUCCUCUCUGUGAAGCUCCUCAAGUGAACACCUUCUGCUGCCCCUCGCAGGGCAUCACAGCUCAAGCUGCUGGCAGGAGGCAUAGACUAUGACUGCCUGCAGGGCCUGGUGCAGAACAUGGACACUGACUAGCUACUGUUUGUCCUGGCUUUGCUGAGUCUGCACAUCCCAGCAAUGUCUCCUUUGAGGAAAGAACCUGCCUUAGUUCAAUUCUUGUGUAAUUCCUCUGCCCGGGCCCCCAGGGGAAGCAGUACCUCUAUUCCACAGGUCACAUUGGGCCCAGAGUCUACUACCUUGAUAUUCUGAUUGUUAGUAAGGAAGAGUUCUGUCUCUUCUCCCCUCAGUUCCAUCACUUUGAAGUGAUAUAAAAACGUGUGGUUGGUUUUUGUUUUUGGGGUGUGUGUG